Drosophila sechellia is the source of this 835-nucleotide messenger RNA. RefSeq names its product C-type lectin 21Ca (gene lectin-21Ca). Gene Ontology annotation, biological process: ossification. The coding region runs from base 1 to 810 and encodes 269 amino acids. The record is from RefSeq and is a predicted model, not a curated record. The transcript has a single exon. Gene Ontology annotation, molecular function: growth factor activity. Lineage: Eukaryota; Metazoa; Arthropoda; Insecta; Diptera; Drosophilidae.
AUGUUCCAGCACGCAAACUAUAUUCUGCACGUCUUCAUGGCAUGCGGGCUCUAUGGAGUCCGUGCAAAGGAUGUGUGUCCUCAAAUGUCAACGGAUAAGGAGGUGUGCCUUGUCGAACUAGCGCCAGUGCUAAAGUAUAUUUCCCAAAACCAUAAGAGCCACUGGAACUCUGCUAACGAAGUCCAAGUAAAUGAAACCAGGAAACAACUGGCUAAGAUUGAAGGUCAGGAGAAGGAAGCAAACGACAAAUUAAAAGGAAUUCACGACAAUGUGGAUAGCGAAUUUAAUGCUCUAAGUGCGCAGAUUAAGAAUGUGAAGAAUAUCCAACGUCACUUAGCAAGUCUGGAGUUACAAUUGCAAGAAACGAAAAAAGCCCUAAAUCUAUCUGUGGAAGCCAAAAAAGUGAUUCCAAAAACCGAAAUCCCAUCCCAAUUUCAGAAGAUUGGCUGGAGGCAUUUUUUCAUCGAAAAGAAACAUAAAGUGGAUUGGUUUAAAGCGACAAGUUUGUGCCAAAAAAUGGGUGGUCACCUGGUGACAAUCCAGAACGAAGACGAACUGGAUGCAAUCCGUACGGAACUUAAGGACACCAAUGAGGGGAAUCACGACUUCUGGCUGGAUAUCAACGAUAUUGCCAAAUGGGGUGAAUUCGUUUCUUUAGCCACAGGAAUGAAUCCACCCUUCUUCAAAUGGCAUAAACUUAGGCCUCAGGUGCAAAUUCAUCAGCGCUGUGUUCACUUACGUGGAGGAGAAAUGAUGGAUGGAAAGUGCAGCGAACAGUUUCUUUUUAUUUGCCAGCUUGCAGUAAAUUAAAAGAUUUAACAAUGUACAAAAUUAA